Molecule: messenger RNA, 858 nt
Organism: Lactuca sativa (garden lettuce)
Lineage: Eukaryota; Viridiplantae; Streptophyta; Magnoliopsida; Asterales; Asteraceae
Source: RefSeq, a predicted model, not a curated record
AUGACCUUGAGAAGUGGCAAACAAACCAGAGAGAGUAGUUCAAAGAAGAAGCCAAGGGAUGAAGAGGAAGAAAUAGAAGUUAUUCCCAUUGAAGAAUCUAUAAUCAAGGAUGAUGCACAAGUCGGAGUCCCAAGGAAGACUACCCCCCCCCCCCCCCCCCCAGUAACUCCAAUAGCCACUCAACCGCCGUUCCCCUCUCGACUUGCAACUUCAAAGAAGAAAAUGGAGGAGAAAGAGAUUUUGGACAACUUUCGAAAGAUGGAAGUAAAUAUCCCUCUACUUGAUACAAUCAAGCAAAUCCUUAGGUAUGCAAAGUUUUUUAAAGAACUUUGUACCAACAAGAGGAAUUUGAAGAGAAAUGAGAAAAUUUCUAUGAAUGAAAACGCAUCUGCGGUUUUACAAAGGAAGCUUCCACCUAAGUGUAAAGAUUCGGGAAUGUUUACGAUUCCUUGCAAGAUAGGAGAUGUCACUUUUAGUAGUGCCAUACUUGACCUUGGUGCUUCUAUUAAUGUCAUGCCCUAUUUAAUGUAUGAAUCAUUGAAUGUUGGUCCUCUAAGUGAAAUUGGUGUCAUAAUCUCUCUUGUGGAUAAAUCAAGUGUCUUUCUUAGAGGUGUUUUGGAAGAUGUCCUGGUGCAAGUGAACCAAUUAGUCUUCCCGACGGAUUUCUAUGUGAUUGAUCUAGAUGAACAAGUGUCCUCAAAGUCGGGUAUAAUUUUACUUGGGAGACCAUUCUUGAAGACGGCUAGAACAAAGAUUGAUGUAUAUGCGGGAAGCUUAACGAUGGAGUUUGAUGGGGAAACAAUAAGUUUCAACAUCUACGAUGCUAUGAGAUAUCCUAGUGAUGUUUCAUCUUUGUGA